Molecule: messenger RNA, 1650 nt
Organism: Sugiyamaella lignohabitans
Lineage: Eukaryota; Fungi; Ascomycota; Dipodascomycetes; Dipodascales; Trichomonascaceae
Gene: TPO1
Product: Tpo1p
Exons: 1
Coding region: 1-1650 (549 amino acids)
Biological process (GO): transmembrane transport
Molecular function (GO): transmembrane transporter activity
Source: RefSeq, a predicted model, not a curated record
AUGAAGAUAUCUGAGGUUGCAAGAGUUCAAACUGAAUUCAGUGAUGUGGAAAGUGGCCUUGCAUAUGCUGAUGCGAGAGGGGAAGCAGAAAACAAGCCGGGAGAACUGCCCGGAGAGUUGAGAGUUAGUCAUAGUCAUAGAGAUAACAUUUUCGAGAGUUUCUCUGGUGAUCAUUCAGAAGAAAAUAAUAAUACUAAGAGCGAAUUUGAUGUCGAAACAUUCAGUACGGCGCCAGCCGAAGUUACAUCAGAGAGUAGUACCGCCGAACCAACUCUAUUAACUGCAUUUGAGAGAGGCGACCCUGAUGACCCUCACAACUAUCCGAUAUGGAGAAAGGUUUGCCAUUCUCUGGUACUAGUAUGUAUGUGUUUUAUCACUGCAAUGUCUUCUGCUAUGUAUACUCCAGCAUUGGUGGAUAUUGAGACAAAAUAUAAUAUCUCAAGAGAGCUUGCCCUGUUAUCCACUGGUAUGGUGCUCGUAGGGUACAGCUUUGGACCGAUCAUUUGGAGUGGGGUGAAUGAAGCGUUUGGAAGAUGGUACGCAUGGACGGUGGGUUUUGCUAUUUUUCUUUUAUUCCAGAUCCCGACUGGACUGGAUCCGAAUUUCCAGACCCUACUAAUAGGACGGUUUUUCCAGGGCUUUUUUGGAGUUAGCACGCUGGUGACAUUUGGAGGUGCCAUGAGCGAUGUAUGGGACUACUCCACUAGAAGCUAUGCGGCAGCUGCUGCUGUGUUUGCUAUAUUUGCUGCUCCUGCUUUGGGUCCUGUCAUUUCAAGUUUCUUUAUUAAAUGGGUAAGUUUUGGCUGGAUCUCCUGGAUAAUAAUUAUUCUGGGUGGUGUGGUCUUGACCCUUGACAUACUUUUCAUAAAAGAAACAUUUCCUCCUGUCUUGUUACGGAACAAGGCUGUGAAACUUCGAAAAGAGGGCCACAAUGUCUGUGCUCCACUUGAGGCAAUCCCGCCAACUUUAAAAAAUUUAACAACAAAAUACGCAAUUAGACCGUUUAUCAUGUUAGUAGAAGACAAAGCUCUGGGGUUCCUAUGUGUGUAUGCCGGAAUCUCUUACGGACUCUUAUAUACAGUGUUAGCAGCCCUUCCUGUUACUUUUUCGACCUACAGGAAAUUCUCAUUCAUUCCAACCUAUCUACCUAGUAUAUCUCUUUUAGUGGGCGUAGCAAUGACGUCCACCUUCAUAAGUGCCACCAACAGAAACUACGUGCGGGCACUAAAAAUGUCUGGUGCAAUGGUUCUGCCCGAUCAACGACUAAAGCCCAUGAUGUUGGCUGCUCCACUUCUACCAGUGGGUUUAUUUAUUUUUGCAUGGACUGCUCCGUUCCGACAUGUUCAUUGGAUCGCACCCGUAAUAGGGUCUGCCAUUGUAGGCUUCUCGACCUCUACUAUUUUCAUUUCCUCCAUCUCAUAUAUGAUAGAAUCCUACAAACAGUAUGCAACUUCUGCCUUUGCACUGAAUGCUAUUAUCCGGUCUCUAGUUGCUGUUCUGUUGCUGUUGGUUUUCUCCCGCAUGGUAGAGGCUAUGACCCUCCAAGGAACCUUCUCUUUCUUUGGGGGCGUGGCGAUUCUUAUUGCUCCAGGGCCAUUCAUCUUGCAUAGAAAUGGAGACAAAUGGAGAAAAGCCUCUAAAUGGGCAUAA